GUGCCAUACUUCAUUCUAUAGGAAACGCUUUUCCAAGGAGAAAUGAAGAAGAAAACUGUGUGUACCCUACACAUGGGAGAUGGAGAGUAUGAAGACGCAGAAGGUGAAGGAAGCAGAGAUAAUACUGCUGCCGCUGGUCUAUUGUACAGUGAAGCAGACAGAUGUCCAAUAUGUCUUAAUCCCCUAUUAGAGAAGGAAGUUGGUUUUCCAGAAUGUUGUAAUCAUGUCUUCUGUAUGACCUGUAUUCUUAAGUGGGCAGAGACACUGGCUUCAUGUCCUAUUGACCGAAAACCUUUUCAGGCAGUGUUUAAAUUCAGUGCUUUGGAAGGUUGUAUUAAGGUUCAAGUGAAAAGACAACUGAGAGAAGCAAAAGACAAGAAAAAGGAAAGCUCUUUUAAAAAGCAGCUAUCUUGUUGUGAAACACCUGAAGGCUCUAUAAGAAAAAAGGCCAGCAUCAGAGAAGAUCUGUUAAGUGCGAGAUUUUAUGACUUGACAUUGCUACAUAGAAACUCUUCAUACAAUAAAAUGGGAGGGAAGAAAAAUGCAGCAAUAAAGAUAGAUAAGCCUCGAAGAUCAAAUCAGUGCAUGAGUUACUGCUUCAGAAAUUUUUUCUCCGAUAUAUUUUCUUCCGGUAGCCACAGUGGAGAAUCUUCCUUCACCUAUAGAGCUUACUGUACAGAAUUUAUAGAAGUCAGUGAAAUCGGUGAGUUGAUUGGACAGAAGAGACGGGAGCUGGCACUGUCGUGGUCUCCUGACGCGUCACCUGGCAUGGGAAGAAUUGGUUUUAUACCUUGGAGUGUUGGAGCAGAAGUUCUUCCUCUCAUCUCUUCUGUGCUGCCAAGAACUGUUUUUCCAGCAAGUACCUUAUCUUUAGAAAAUUUUGGUACUUCUUGCAAGGGAUAUGCGUUAGCACAUACCCAAGAAGGAGAAGAAAAGAAGCAGACUUCUGGUACUUCAAAUACCAGGGGAUCAAGACGAAAGCCUGCAGCAACUCCCACAAGGAGAUCUACACGUAACACAAAAGCUGAGACAGUCAGCCAGUCUCAGAGAUCCUCAUCGUCAAAUAAUGCUGGGUGUGGUGCCCCGGGUAACAGUAACCCUUCUGUGAGUGUUCUAUCUCCAGCUGAGUCAGAAAAGCAAACUAAACAGGCUCCAAAACGGAAGUGUGUAAGAAGAGGAAGAAAACCACCCGUAUUGAAAAAGAAACUUCGGCGAUCUGUACCUCCUCCUGAAAAAUCACCUAGUGAUUCAGUAGAGGAAGAAAUAGUGGACUCUGACGUACCACCUGUGUUAGAAAAAGAGCAAGGAUCAGAUGUAGAAGAAAGUAGUCACAUUUGUUCUGUUCAGACGGAUACAGAAAACCGUUCUGCUAAUUGCUUGAAAAGUUGCAGUGAACAAAUGGAAGAAAAUGAGGAAUGCAGGGAAAAUCAUGAUGUAGAGCAAAAAGUAGAACCCUCACCUUCCGAGUCUUCCACAGAUGCUGCUGUACUAGCUGGAGAGGGGCAGGAAAAUAGCAGACUUGAGGCGGUCGCUGCGCAGGCUAGCACACUGAGUUUAGAACAUGAAGUUUCUAAAGACACUGCUGGAAAAGGAGGUGAUGCGUUAGAAAGUCAAGACCAGACACCAGCGUUUUCAGAGUCAGAGACAGAGGCAGUUACAUGUUCAAAUCCUCCAAGUGAUUUUCUUACGUGCUCGGGAUCCGAAGCGGAAGCACAGCCUCCUGCACCCAGUCCCCUAGGUGAGACACCUGAGAAUGCAGAAUCCGAGCUUGGUGAGCAGAAAGUGGUAGCGAGCCCCGCGGUGGGAAUGACUGGUGAUCCAGAUGCUGCAGUACAAACAGAAGCGCUUACGGAGAGCCCCGAGUUAGAAUCUGCCGAGGGGGAAGUGAUGCUGACAGUGGACAGGACAACUGUUGAGACCUCAGAGAUUCAGCCGCUCGGACAUACUAAAGCUGAAGCUGCAGAGGCAGCGGCAGCAUGUGAAGCUGCAGAAAAGGAAAAUCUUAAUACAGCUCAAGACUCUGAAAAUAAUUUAUUAAAAAACUUCAACUCCAAAUUGGAUACGUCUUUAGAGGAAAACACUGAGUCGCUAGUUGAACCUCCCAGAUCUCUAGAGUUGCCUAACACGCACAUUGGACAGACUGAGAAGCAUUUUAGUGAGGACAACAAUGAAAUGAUACCUAUGGAGUGCGACUCGCUUUGUAGUGACCAAAAUGAAUCCGAAAUUGAAUCAUCUGUAAGUGCUGAUUCUAAGCAGUUGAUUGAAAAUUCUGUGGUACAUAGUUCUGAAAAUAACGUGCCAUCUUCCAGCCCUGUAAAUGAAAAGGUUGAAACUGUGUCUCAGACAUCUGAAAAUCCAGCAGAUACAGUAGACAAGUCCAAAAAACCGCGUACUCGAAGGUCUAGAUUUCAUUCUCCGUCUACAACUUGGUCUCCCAACAAAGACACCGUGCAGGAAAAGAAGCGCUCCCAGUCUCCGUCUCCCAAAAGAGAAACUGGAAAAGAAAGCCAGAAGUCUCGAUCCCCAUCUCCUAAGAAAGAAUCUGCUAGAGGACGGAGGAAAUCUCGUUCUCAGUCCCCCAAAAAAGAUACGACGAGAGAAAGGAAGUAUUCCCAGUCUCGAUCUCCAAAAAGAGACAGUACUAAAGAAAGCAAAAGAUCCAAAUCACCAUCGCCAAGAGACACGUGUAGAGAGAACCGAAGAUCUCAGUCCAAGCUGAAAGACACAUCGUCCAGAGAAAGAUCUAGGUCCCAGAGCAGAGAGAGAGGAAGCGAGAGAGAGGGGCAGAGGAGAGACCGAGACGGGGACCGGAGAGCCAGAAGGCGGUCCCGCUCCAGGUCCCGCUCCAGGUCACCGUCGAGGUCGCGAACAAAGAGUAAGAGUUCGUCGUUCGGUAGAAAUGAAAGAGACAGUUACUCUCCGCGGUGGAAGGAAAGGUGGACAAGUGAUGGCUGGAGAUGUCCACGAGGAAACGAUCGGUACAGAAGGACUGACCCAGAGAAACAGAAUGAGAAUGUAAGAAAAGAGAAAAAUGACAUCAUUCCAGAUGCUAACGAUCCAGGUUCUGCCGACAAACAUAGAAAUGACUGUCCCAGUUGGGUAACAGAGAAAAUAAAUUCCGGUCCCGAUCCAAGGACCAGAAACCCUGAAAAGUUAAAAGAUCUCCACUGGGAAGAAAACAGAAAUGAAGAUUCAGGGAAUUCUUGGAGCAAAAACUUGGGCUCGGGGUGGAUGUCUCACCGCGGCAGAGGGAGCCGUGGCAGGGGCGCCCACCGGGGCGGUCUUGCCUGUGCAGAUCAGAGUGAAAAUAGGUGGCAGCACCGAAAGCCCCCCUCAGGGAAUCCAGACGGUUCAGGGAGUGAUGCUCUCAAGUUUGCGGAACAGCAGCCCUAUAAACAGAAAAGCGAGCAAGAGUUCUCAUUUGAUACCCCGGCAGACCGGUCGGGGUGGACGUCUGCGUCCAGCUGGGCCGUGAGGAGGACGCUGCCUGCGGACGUGCAGAACUACUACUCGCGGCGGGGGAGGAGCUCUUCAGGCCAGCAGUCUGGGUGGAUGAGACAAGAAGAGCCCGCGGAACCGGAUUCUAACCUAAAAGACCAAACAAACCAACAGAUUGAUGGUUCCCAGCUACCUGUAAAUAUGAUGCCACCGCAGGUGAACAUGAUUCCACAACACAUGAACGCCCAGCACCAGCCGAUGAACAUCUUCCCGUACCCAGUGGGUGUUCACGCCCCUCUGAUGAACACCCAGCGCCAUCCCUACAGCCUUCCCCCACAGCUGCCCCUGCACCUGCCCCCAGGAGUGCCCCUCGUGCAAGUAGCUGCCCCGCCCACUGUGACUCAGGGACUGCCCCCGCCCCCGCCCCCGCCCCCGCCCUCCCAGCAGGUCAGCUACGCGGCCUCACAGCCCGACGGAAAGCUCGUGCCGGGUAUUCCUAAUGCUCCCCACGUGAGUAAUAACACGAGUACAUCAGUCUCGCCCGCUCCGACAGCAGCGCCAGGAAACCCGGGAACGGUUCAGGGACCAAGUUCUGGUAACACUUCGUCAUCCAGUCACAGCAGAGCCUCUAAUGCUGCUGUAAAAUUGGCAGAAAGCAAAGUAAGUGUCACGGUGGAAGCCAGCGCAGAUAGCUCGAAGACAGACAAGAAAUUACAAAUUCAAGAAAAAGCAGCACAGGAGGUAAAACUGGCGAUUAAGCCAUUUUACCAAAACAAAGACAUCACCAAGGAAGAGUACAAGGAGAUCGUACGGAAGGCGGUGGACAAAGUUUGUCAUAGUAAGAGUGGAGAAGUAAAUCCCACUAAAGUGGCGAACCUGGUGAAAGCCUACGUGGACAAGUACAAGCACGCUCGGAAGGGGGGCCAGAAGAAGGCCGCGGAGGAGCCCGUGCCCGCGGAGCACAGCGUGGGCUGAGGGGCGGGCGCUUGGGGACGCCGCCGAGACGCCGCCAAGUGCAAUUCCAGCGUGUUCCGGGACGAGAAUGCCUGCGUGACUGUGACUGAAAUUGGUUUUGACAAAAUUAUUUUUUUUAAUGUAGGAUAUGAUGUUUUGUUCUAAAUAAAUAUAGUUCUGCACUGCAACUUCUUUAUCCACACCCUCACCUCAAAUAAAUUAAUUCAAGGGCAAGUAAAUGGUUCAAAGGAACAUGCAUUUUUAGGAGGGUGUACCAGUGUGGAUACUGGAAGAUGUACAGCUUUUUGGUUGGACUGUUGGAUUGUAACAAUGGAGUGCAUAAAUUAGAAACUUGUAAGUGCACCGGUUUUGGGAGAGGCAUAUGUAUAAUACAUUUAUUCUGUCAGACUAAGAAAUAAAGUAUGAACUUUAUAACCUUCCCCCUCUAAUUAUAGAAAGUUAAAAUGUAUUACCAUGAAAAUGUUUCUAAUAAAUAGAACCUACCCAGUGGCAGGGCUCCUCAUGUGUAUUUUUAAAGCACAUAUCUGCUUAGAUAGAAAACAAAUUAUCACAUGAGUAAAAUUUAGUGUUCAAAACUUUGAGAACUCUUUACUUAUGUAUCACCAAAUAAAAGUUAUGCUGCUGUUUU
Chinchilla lanigera (long-tailed chinchilla) is the source of this 5041-nucleotide messenger RNA. RefSeq names its product SR-related CTD-associated factor 11 (gene Scaf11). Gene Ontology annotation, biological process: spliceosomal complex assembly. NCBI's taxonomy places the organism in Eukaryota, Metazoa, Chordata, Mammalia, Rodentia, Chinchillidae. The coding region runs from base 43 to 4413 and encodes 1456 amino acids. The transcript is spliced from 14 exons. The record is from RefSeq and is a predicted model, not a curated record. Gene Ontology annotation, molecular function: RNA binding.